CCACAUCGUGGUAGAUAUAAUACUUUUAAUAAAGUAUCUAAAAUAAAUAUUCUUUUUUCGACAUGAUGAUAUUUCUAAAACUAUUAUUAAGUAUCGGAUUAAUCUUUAUCGCUGAGACGGCAUCUAUUCGUAAUGAAUCAUCUUUAUGCUAUCAACCAUCAAAAUAUAUAAAACCAAUCCAUUACGAUAUCAAGCUUAUAUCAUACAAUGAAGGAGAUUUUUUCUAUGGAGAAUACAAUAUCAGCAUAAGCAUUCUUAACAAAACAAAACACAUAUUUCUACAUUCAGAAAAAUUAAGUAUUAAAAAUAUAGUUUUAUUUACAAAUGUAGAAAAAAAUCAUGAGAAUGAUAAAGAUACAUUUUAUGAACCAACAUAUAAUACUACUGAAGAAGACACAAUUGAUAUUCUUUUUAAGGAUGAGUUAUCACCAGGAAAUUAUAUUUUAAAUAUAAAAUAUUUUGGUUCUGCUGAUAAAGUUUUUAGAAUUUUCGACGUGAAUAAAAAAUUUGCUAUGGUAGCUGGAAUUCAUUUUCAUAUAUGCAUCCAUAACAUAUCUACAGGAUGUAAUCAAUGUACGACUUUGUCAAAUAUGCCAUUGCGACAUACGGAAAAAAAUGAGUACAAUAUGUUAUGGACACAUUUCGAUACCACACCUGCAAUGUCGCCUUAUCUUGCAACAACGAUUGUGUCUAAUUAUCUAUUACGUAUUGAUAAUGACACUCGAAACAUUGAAAUGUACAGCAGAUACGAAUCUAAAUUUCAAAUGAAAUUUGCAAGAAAUGUAGCUGAAAAUAUCACGUUGUGUUUAAAAAUUGAAUGGAAACAGCGUUCCAGCAAUAUUUCGAAAGUGACUCAUGUUGUAAUUCCAAAUUUCCAUGACAAUGGCAUAAUAGUUUUCGGGCUAGUUUUUUAUAAGGAAACAGAUAUCAUAUACGAUAAAAAUUUAUAUCCUAUUGCUCACAAAAUCGAAGUAGCUCAAUUAGUAGGACGUAAAGUGACACAGCAAUGGUUUAAUAACAUGUUGAACAAUCCGUUCUUGUCAGAUUUUUGGUUUAAAAAAGGUCUUAUUACAUUGCUUGCAACGUAUGCUGUCAAUAAGAUUUAUCCAGAUUAUCGAAUAAUGGAUUUAUUUGUUGUUCAAAAUCAACAUUACUCUUUUAAUUUGGAUGGUUAUUAUAUGUGGGAUUCUACUUUACAAGUUAACAGAUCACUGGAUAUUCCCAAUUCUAUCAGAGCACCCUUUAUACUGCGCAUGAUGCGACACGCCUCCGAAGAUAUUUUUUGGAAAAACAUUAGCUCAUAUGCAAAUAGCACGCUAUCACAUCGUCCAGGCUCUGUGAAUCUUAUGAGAGAUGUUGCUACAAAAAUGAAUUUUGCUCCAAAACUAAUAAGAAUGGAAGAAUGGGCUUCGGAAAAGCAUUGUCCUCUCAUUAAAGUAGUACGAAAUUAUAAUGAUCCUAUGAGCCAAGCAACUGUAACGACACAAUAUAUCGACAUAUUAGAAGUUCGCUACAUUCCUAUAACUUUUACUACGGAAGCAUCUCCCGAUUUUAACAAUUUCAAUCAUCAUUAUCUAGACGUGUCACGUGAUUUCAAUUUAACAUUACCAUUUAAAAAGGAUGGUUGGAUGAUAUUCAAUAUACAACAAGUUGGAUAUUAUCGUGUUAACUAUGAUGAGGAGAAUUGGCGAAGAAUUUCAAAUUAUUUAAAACUUGACGAUUACACGAAAAUUCAUGUUCUUAAUCGUGCCCAAAUUAUCGAUGAUGCAUUUCAUUUAACGAUAGCAGGCCAACUCCAAAAACAUAUAUUCUGGGAUCUCAUACAGUAUUUGCAUAGAGAUGAAGAUUAUGUGGCAUGGUAUCCUAUGUUUAAAGCUUUGGAAUACGGGUAUGGCACUCAUCGUGGACGGAAAGACAUGGAUAUAUAUCUUACGACGAGAGUAAAGUACAUUUUACGCGCGCUACUUAAAAAAAUCAAAUAUGAAGAAAUUGAUGAUACAGACCAACUUAGAAUAUGUUUACGACAAGAAGCUGCAAGAUGGGCAUGUUUUCUCGGUGUCAUCGAUUGUAAGGAAGAAGCCAACAAGAAAUUAGAACAACAUCUCCUAGAUCCUACAAAACACAAACUUUUGCCAUGGUGGCAGGAAUGGACAUAUUGUAACGGUUUGAAGACAAUUACCAACAAACUGACUUGGCAAUUAGUGUAUAAUAUAGGAUAUAAAAAAUCUGACACUAAAUUUAUAGAAUACUUGGCUUGCUCUGAAUUUUCUGAUAUAAUUACAGACUAUUUAAGUUAUAAAUCUUUUACAAAACAAGAAAAUCAAUAUCUUUUAAACAGUUACUUCCAUAUUAUUACGCAGACUGCGAACGAUUUAUAUAUCCUGAAGUACUACAUAUUAGAAGACUUGUGGUCCACAAAACCAAAAUAUGUUGAUAUAACUGCAGCAUUUACUGUUAUUAUUAAUAACAUAUAUACUGUAAAUCGAUUUAAGGAAAUAAACGUAUACGUGAAAUGGUUGAAGAGACAUGAAUACUUAAUUAAUGAAAAGAAAGAAAAGGAUUUCAUAAUGCAGAAUUCUGAUAAAAUUCGAAGCAAAAUAUCAAUUCGCAAGAAUCAACUUAAAAGACAAAUACAGUAUUUGGAUGAUAUUUUCUAUUUGUGAAAAUAAAAAAAAUUGUAGCUUUGCAUUGUGCGCGUGGAUAUACUUCAUAUUAACCAUUUUUAUAUAUUGUAUGUAUUAUUAAUUUUAUUGCGUAAAUUAUUAUUUAUGUAGAUGUAUUACUAUUCGAUGCAUCUGUAUUUACAAAUCUUUAUGACUACAUGCAUCAAGCUUUUUAUUUUUUUGCGAAUUUGCUUAAUGUAAUUGAACUAUAUAUUAUUGCCUGUGUUCACAAGAAAGUAUAAUAUUACUAUAAAUUUUAUUGUUAGAUAUAAAAUAAAAAUAAA
Molecule: messenger RNA, 2947 nt
Organism: Nylanderia fulva
Lineage: Eukaryota; Metazoa; Arthropoda; Insecta; Hymenoptera; Formicidae
Product: aminopeptidase N-like
Biological process (GO): proteolysis; peptide catabolic process
Cellular component (GO): membrane; cytoplasm
Molecular function (GO): peptide binding; zinc ion binding; metalloaminopeptidase activity
Source: RefSeq, a predicted model, not a curated record